UCAGUCAGCAAUCGGCAGUCAUUUGAAAUGCCUCCACCAGGACGAGGCUACGGAGGACGCCCACAACAAGGACCUGGACCCUGCUAUGGACCGCCCCGCGGCGGUGGCGUGAACGUUGGCAUCAACAUCGGCGGACCGCCGCGUCAGCCACCCAUCGGAGUGGGCAUCGGCUUCUGUCCACCGCCAGUGAUUAUUGGUGCACCGCCGCCACCUGCUGUGAUCAUCGGAGCUCCACCACCGCCACCCGUGUAUAUGCCACCGCCCCGACAGACCGUUGUGGUGGGCGCUCAGCCAGCGGUCUAUGCCCAACCCACUGGGGAGGUUGUCUGCUGCACGAUUCUCUGAACCCUCUAAAAUAUCUCUUCUUAUAUAAAUAGUGUUAAAUGUUUCGAAAAUUAAUCUAAUAAAAACCAAAACAUGUAUUCAAUA
Molecule: messenger RNA, 429 nt
Organism: Drosophila guanche
Lineage: Eukaryota; Metazoa; Arthropoda; Insecta; Diptera; Drosophilidae
Product: formin-2
Exons: 1
Coding region: 28-345 (105 amino acids)
Source: RefSeq, a predicted model, not a curated record